Molecule: messenger RNA, 3702 nt
Organism: Nomia melanderi (Alkali bee)
Lineage: Eukaryota; Metazoa; Arthropoda; Insecta; Hymenoptera; Halictidae
Product: E3 ubiquitin-protein ligase TM129
Biological process (GO): protein ubiquitination
Cellular component (GO): membrane; endoplasmic reticulum
Molecular function (GO): ubiquitin protein ligase activity
Source: RefSeq, a predicted model, not a curated record
AUUUAGCACUCUUGACCUAUGUAGGUAAUACAAUCUCUGUAUAGUCGGUAAAGUAGAAAACCCGAAUCAAGAAAAUUUUAAUGCUAUGAAAUUGGUGUUAAAGUCAACAUCUGUCACUUUAUCGAAAGUUCUCUGUUUUAACUAAGAAAGUUACGUAAUCAUAGUUAUCUAUAACCUUUAAUGUGAACAAAUAAUAAAUAACUUAUUGCUUGACGAUUAAUAACGUUAUAAAAAGUAAACAAUUCAAAUAUUAAUUGUCAUAUGUAUUUAUACUGUACUUAACAUUUUUGUUUGUUAAAUGUAACAUUAAAUAUACACGACUAAAAAUAUAUCUUUUAAAACAUGUCUGCUUUUUUCUUCUAUACACUGUCUUACAUUUUAGCAUCAGGAUGUAUUAUAUAUCCUCCGACAGAAUUUAUUUCAGCUGGAUUAACAAUAAAAGAUAUAUUUUCAAAUUGGUUAGGAUGUGAAAAUGAGUUAUUCAUACAGUAUCAUAUAAAAAGAAGUAUAAUUACGUUAUUUGUACAUUCCAUGCUUCCGUUUGGUUAUACGUGUGGUUUAAUUCUCUUUGGACAUAUCAGUGUUACAAAAAUAUUGUUAGGUCAUCAUAAUUUGUGGUUAAUGAUUAUUGUUUGUACUAUAUUCCUUCCACUGUAUACUUUGUCUAAAAUUCUGAUAUGGUCUAUCAAUAACUGGUCUAAACAUCCUAUAGUACAAAAUCUUAAAGUUUAUUGUAACAGUAAUAAUAAUACUGAUAAUAUAAUAUGGUCCACAGUAGCUUCUGAUAUCAACAUAGAAUAUCGAAGGAUAAAUAAAACUGUUAUUAAUACAAAUAGCAUAUCAUGCAUAAUAGUAACAGAUAAUUGGAUAAUUAAAGUAGUGCCAUAUAAAAUAUUAAUUGCACAUCAAAGUGAUACAGCUUUAGUAGUUAACAAAACUGAUUCUCAUAAUAUGUUACCUGCGACAAGAGGAGAAAUUCAAUUUAUUAAUAUUGAGGUAAAGCCUACAAGAACUGGAGCACAACAUUUUGACAUAAGAUUAAAUGCAUUGGAUUUUAAAAAUUUGCAAGACAAAGUUUCACGCCCCAUUGUAAUAUUACAAAAUAUUAAUUUCCAUAAAACCUUACUGGAUAGAUUUGUUGAUUAUUUUAAAGAACGUGUUCAGGAAAAUCCAGUUUAUGAAUUUGCAGAUGAAUUGGGUCAAUGUAUUGGAUGUAUGCAAGUUGCAUCAAAUGUAAAAUUGUUUAAACAAUGCACUAGGGACAUAGGAAGUGGUCAUCCUGAAGAUUGCACUACGUGUUAUUGUCGUCCCAUGUGGUGCAUAGACUGUAUGGCAAAAUGGUUUGCAUCAAGACAAGAUGAAAAUGCACCAGAAACAUGGUUGUCUUCCAAAUGUACUUGUCCUGUAUGCAGAGCAAAAUUUUGUAUUUUAGAUGUGUCCUUGAUACAAUCUACGUGAAUACGACAGGUAACGCGUAUCAGACUGAUAUUAUUAUAUAGAUGGAAGUUUUUUUAUCUUAUAAAAAAUGAAAUAAAAUUUUAUGUAACAUUGCGCAAAAAUAACGUAACAGUUGAAGUAUCAUCAAAAAGCUUUGUCCAAUUAUUUGGUACAUAACGUUUAUAUUUUUUAUUCAUAUUAAUAUUCCAUUGUUUAUACGAAAUUAAACAUAAGGAGCGAGAAAUAAAUAAUUCAUGCUUUGAUACUUUAUGAAUUAAAAGGGAGGCGUACAAUAGGGAAGGCAGUCAAAAGCUGUUAACUUAUUACUGAAGAUGUGCAUAUGCCUAAAAUUUGGGAGCUUAGGUUGGAUCAAAAAAAGUCCGGUAGGAUUGUACGAGAACUUGUAGGAUUUGAAUAUCUGAGAUUCGAUUCUUCAUCAUUGAAAUCCAUUUCAGACAUAAACUUGAACAGAAUCUCAGAUAUCCUAUAUGUUGGACUAUUUUUCCGUCCCGAUUUGUAUUCUAAUACAAUAAAUUCACGACAAGAAAGUAUUUAUUCACUAUGAUUUUAUAAAAAGUUGGAUGAAUGAUAUAUAAGUAAGCAUGAACUUUUCAUAAACAAAUGAUUAUAAAUCAAGUGUAAAAUAUUUUCGAAUAAUUUAUAAAUUGGUAGUCUGUUCAACUAGACAUUCUGUUGUAAAAAUAAUUGUCAAUUCAGAUAUUAUAGACUUUUUCUAACACUUUUAUUGUGAUAUAUUACAUGUAUUAUUAUAUAUUAUAAAGAAUCUAUAAAGUGGCCUUAAUACAUAAAUUUUUACAAUUCUUUUAAGAUUUCUUCAUUAUUUGAUUUAUAUUCUUGUUUAGUUUAAUACAUCUGUUAUAAGAAACAAAUACCUAAUUAAUGUAUAAUCUUUUAUAAAAGAAAUGUUUAUUUUAGAAAUAUUGAUUCUAUCUAAUUCUGUAUUUCUAAAACUUUUCCUUAAUUUAAAUGUAAUUAAGUAUAUUUUUUUUGCUAUUUUUUUAAAUAGCUCAGAAAUGUGUGUGUGUGUGUGUGUAUAUAUAUAUAUUUAUUCUCAUAUGUAACGAAUUUUUCAUACAUCAAAUUAAUACGAUUAUAUAAUUCUAUAACUUCAUCAUUUAGUACAGUACAAAUUCUAUUGUAGAUCAAAAUGGUUAUCCAUCAUGUAAAAACUUGAAGCUUUUUCAACUUUCGAAACAUGAAAUUGAAACUCGAAGUCUGUACUGUAGAAUGCAAAUGAUCUCAUUCGCAAAUAAUCACGAGAAUCUAUUGAAAAUCACAUCCGAUACUGAUAAUAUGAGAUUUUAAACUUGUUGGUUGGAAUCAAAUUAGCCAUGUACUUAAUUUCUGUUAGGUAUAUUUGAACAACGGUAACAGUAUUCUUCAAAUAUAAUAUCACAGAUAAAAUACUAGAUAUGAUACUACUUCAUUUGUGAUGUCAAGUCUAUCUUAUCUCUGAACAGUGAUUUCGUACAGACGUUGUAUGAAUUUCUUGUCUACGUCUAUAAUAUACCAACACCGUUAAACUAAACAGUCAAACUGUUAACUACUCAAGUACAUAAGAUUGCAAUAGGUUAGCAUGAGAAAUCUUUACUUAAAAAGGACGAUAAAAAAGCAAGGGUGAUCGAUUAAUUUCCAAGCGUAGUAUUAAUUAACUUAUUUAUACACUGAAAAAUUACACGUCUUUCACAAGCGUACAAGUUAUGUUAAUUAAACCGAGCAGAUAGAUUAUAUUAUAUUUUCGUGUGUGAAAUUCUUCAUUCUAGAAGUAGUGGAAUUAUCAAAAUUAUUAUAUUCCACAAAACAAUGAAUGCAGUUAAAACUGUAAACAAUAUCGUAAUUACAAGUUAUGAAUAUAUCUUGUAUCUUUAUUGGUCUCAGUUAACCCCGUAACAGCGAUAGUUAUCAUGUGGUGCGUUUGCAAAAAUUUCUAUGUAAAAAUUUGUUUAUUAUUUCCUUUUUCAUUAUAUUUAUAAAAUAUAAACAUCUACUUUUGAAAAAAGAGUAAAUUAAAGUGCGUUAAAUUGCAAAAAAUCUCGGUAGCAGUGUUGACAUGUUCAAAAAAACUCCACGGUUAAGGGGUUAAGUACAAUAUUUCAUUUUUCUUCCUUAGAACUACGUGUGUUGCCUUCAUAAUUACUCUAAGUUAAUAUAAAUUGAUUUUCUCUUAGAAUGGAUGAUUAUUUAGGUACCCUAUCUUGGUUCACAAAAUAUUUAGUAGCAUUAGGGAAACGUAAAGGAUCUGGA